AUGAUAACAAUAUCCUUCAAUAGAUAUAUCAUCUUACUGAUCCUUAUACAUCAUACUUGCACAAAACCACAUUUAGAAACCGUGAGUCGAAGAGAUACAGAACAUUUUGCUGAUGAUCCAAAUCGACAUGAUAUAGAAUUUGAUCAUAAUGCAUUUCUAGGUGAAGAGACUGCUAAAGAAUUUUCACAACUUACACCGAAUGAAAGUGAAGAACAAUUAAAGAUUAUUAUACGAAAAAUUGAUAAAGAUAAUGAUGAAAGAAUAACUGAAUUGGAAUUAAAAUCUUGGAUUGAAUAUGUAGCUAAAAAAUCUAAACAAAAUAGUACUGAUCGUCAAUGGAAUGAUAUAAAUCCAACUAAUCAACCUGUUAUUAAAUGGACAGAAUAUCUAAUGAGGACAUAUGGACCAGAAGAAGAACGAUUAAAAGAUACAGCUACAUCUGAAUCAUAUAAAAAAGCUGUUCAACAUGAUCGGCGACGAUGGAUUGCUGCUGAUUUAGAUGAAGAUGAUAGUUUAAAUAAGACUGAGUUCACUGAUUUUGUACAUCCUGAAGACAGGCCAAAUAUGAGAGAUGCUGUUAUUGAUGAGUUACUGGAAUAUGUGGAUAAGGACAAUGAUGGAUAUGUAUCUGAAAAAGAAUAUUUAGUUGAUUUAGCACGUGCUUACCAAAGUACACCAUUCGAUGAAAAUGAACCUGAACCAGAAUGGGUUGAACGUGAACGAAGUCAAUUUCGUCGAUUCAGAGAUACAAAUCAAGAUGGUAGAAUGGAUAGAGCAGAAGUUGGUGAAUGGAUAAUGCCAUCGAAUUAUGAUCCAAUAGACGCAGAAACAAAACAUUUGUUUUAUCAUGCUGAUACUAAUAAGGAUGGAUUAUUAACAGAAGCAGAAAUCAUUGCCAAACGAGAUACUUUUGUCAGUAGCCAAGCCACAAAUUAUGGAAAUGCUCUUAAACAACAUGAAGAGCUUUAA
Molecule: messenger RNA, 969 nt
Organism: Schistosoma rodhaini
Lineage: Eukaryota; Metazoa; Platyhelminthes; Trematoda; Strigeidida; Schistosomatidae
Source: the annotation of a GenBank genome assembly